Oncorhynchus mykiss (rainbow trout) is the source of this 3839-nucleotide messenger RNA. NCBI's taxonomy places the organism in Eukaryota, Metazoa, Chordata, Actinopteri, Salmoniformes, Salmonidae. The record is from RefSeq and is a predicted model, not a curated record.
UAGAUUGCAGACGUUUCCAAAACGACAGAUUUGAAUGUAGCAGGCAUUAAGGGUAUCACCACUGUUGAAAAAUUACAUUUAUGCCCUGAUCAAAGAAAACGAGGUGCUGCGCACAAGCCAGUGCUGAACAGGACCGAUACAAGCGCCGAUGGGGGCUGCGACUGAACAGGUUACCUGAAACUGAUGGUGAGAAUAUCAGAGGGAUUUGUGCUUGUCGUUAUUGGGAAGUUUGUUCCAUAUCACUCUGCUACCCUGAACAUCGCGGUAAUAUGUUGUACACAGUCUCGGAGACGAGAGAAAGGAGAAGAACAGACAGACAGGUCAUCAUUAUGUUUGCGUUGAGCGGUUGAAGAACGUGAGAGACGAGGUUUGGAGAGCUGCGAAGCUGGCGCCAAUCUGCAGGGAGAAAGCCAUUCGCUUUGCAGAAGAAUUGAGCAAGCGCGACAGGGAUGCCGGUGCGAAGCUGUGGCCACAAGUCGACGAGGCAAGACGCAGGUGGUAAAAGCAUUCUUUCGCCAGGGGGUUGCUGUCGUUGACCGCCGCAGGGUGGAGGAACGUGACUGAUUGAUUCACGCUUUACGAGUUAAAGCCAUAUACAUUUUCAACUGACUGUUCCAAGUAUGCUAAGUGGAAUGUAACACAGCUUGCUGCGCUGCUUGCUCUGAGCUCCAUUUUCCUCUUGAUUCUGAUCUUCAGCGGUUGGUUUUCCUUUGUAUCUAGGAUCGUCAGCCUACUGACUAAGCCAUGACCCAAACCAGCAUGUCCCGUGAGGAGGCCUACUCUGCCCUGAUGAGGGGGGUAAAGGAGCUGGACCUCAACGGGCCAAACAUACCCAGCAACUUAGUACUGAUUGGCGACCAAGCCUUCCCACUGGCCAUGAACGCUUGUGGCCAGGUCCUGAUGGCUGCCUCAUUCUACGGCCGAGGCCGGGUGGUGGUGCUGGGCCACGAGGGCUACCUCACCGCCUUUCCUACCCUAGUGGAGAAUGCCCUAACCUGGCUGACAGGCUCCUCCUGUGACAGCACUACCGUCGGCGUCCACCAGAGCUGUAAGGCCGUAGCCGACAACCUCAGCCACUCCAGCCUCCAACCCAAGGUGGGGGGCUUCUGCGAGGGCCUGGGAGUGUAUGUGACAGAUGCGUACUGCGUGGGCCCAGAGGUGAAGGAGCUGGUGGGGUUCCUGAAGGUGGGGGGUGGGCUGCUGAUUGCUGGUCAGGCGUGGAGCUGGGCGGAGGAACACCCCAAACAGAACACCCUGCUGGGUUUCCCUGGGAACAAGGUGUCCAGUGUGGCUGGCAUCUACUUCUCGGAGCACCUUGGGGAGCUGGGUACUCUCCCUGUGCCUCCACAGAUCCCUUCCAACUGGCUGGCUGUGGCGAUAGGCAAGGACUUCAAGGAUGACCUGGAGUUCCUGCUGGAGGGCGUGACAGAGUUUGAUAUCCAGGGCGGGGCUAUUUUCUCAGAGUUGCUGGUACACGGCCCUCUCGCAUUCCCCAUCGGCACCACAAAGGACGGCAGGGCCUUUCUGGCCGGGGCAUACUACGGCCAGGGCCGAGUCAUCGUGAUCACUCACGAGGGAUACUUGGGCCGAGAGCAGAUGUCCCCCUUCAUGCUCAAUGCCGUGCGCUGGUUAGACGAGGGCCGUAACGGCUUGGUAGGUGUCCUGCCCCAGCUCGGCUCCGCCCACACCCUGCUGAGCAAGUCGGGCCUGCCCUGUGAGAAGAGCGGCUUCAGGAAGGAGCUUAGCGUCUACGUCUGCACCUCCUACAGCGACGCCCAGGCCGAUGAAAUCCAGGACUUUGUAGCCGAGGGUGGGGGUCUGUUGAUCGGGGGCCAUGCAUGGUACUGGGCCCAGACAAAUCCGGGCCUCAACACCAUGACAGAGUACGCAGGCAACCACAUCCUCAACAAGAUGGGCCUCAGCCUGAUGGGGAACACUCUGGACGCAGGCUGCUACAAGGCCCCAGUCCCAGGUCAGACCUGCUCCGAGGGCUUCCACUUCCGCCACCUGCUACGCCGCUUUGCCGGCCACGUGACCCAGGGCGAGACGCUGACGGAGCAUGAGGAGGCGGGUUUGAAGAAGCUUGGCAGCGACUGCGCCAAUUACCUGCACAUGCGGGCGCACGACUGUGCCUCGUACACCUCGGUGCUGGCCAUGCUCACUGACGUGCUGAAGGAGACGGGCAUCCCCCAGGUGUGCCACAGCUGCCCGGUAAUAAGCGCCAAGGACCACCUGCUGCUCAGUGUAGGCACGCAGGUGUACAAGGUGUGCCAGGACCCAGAUGCCCUACUGCCUUACCUGAUCAAGGACCAGCCCAUGAUGCCCGCCUUGUCCAAUGCCAGGGUUAGGAUCAACUGUAAUACAGCAGGAGGAGAGGAGUGGCUCAGCACUGGUCUGUUCCUUUCCCCUGGGAUGAGGACUUACAUGGCCAUGCCACCACAACUCGUCAACCAGGGCUGGAAGGUCCAGAUAGGCUGUCAGACUGACAACAUUGGGAAUUCAAACGAGCUGAGGCGAGCGCCAGUGGUUCAUGAGCGCUUCCCCAUAGACUCAGAGAUGAUGCAGGUGUGGAACCUGUGGGGCGGCCUCCUCUAUCUCAUCGCCCCUCCUAAGACCCAGGUGGAGGGGGUGGAGGUCAUCAUUCAGGGGGCUGUGCCGGCACCCUACUACAAGACUGGGGUGACCACGCCUGCAGACUGGGCAGUUCUGCGGACCGCCCCGUCCCCCUGGGCAGAGAUGGAGUUUGAAAACAUCAUCCUGACCGUCCACUCUGACGUGGUCCGAGGUCUAGAUCGGCCUGACCUGGUGGCAGCUCUCUGGGAUGACAUCAUGAGGGGGGUAGCUGACCUGGCCUCCGUCCCCGCCAAGUUCCCCCGCAAGGAGCGCUUUGUGGCCGACGUCCAGAUCUCCCAUGGCUUCAUGCAUGCAGGCUACCCUAUCAUGAUACAAUCAUCCUCCGUCCCAGACCUGAUGAACCCUGUGGCAGCCCGCAGCUCGGGCCUGUGGGGGGCAAUCCACGAGCUGGGCCACAACCAGCAGAGAGGAGUCUGGGAGUUCCCCUCACACACCACUGAGUGCACGUGUAACCUGUGGUCCGUGUACGUGCACGAGGAGGUGUUGGGGGUGAAACGGGAUCAGGCCCACCCCAACAUGGCGCUGGCCAACCGACAGAGCCGUGCCGAGGGGUACGCUAAAGGGGGCAGGAAUCUGGCCAGCUGGGACAUGUGGGUGGCACUGGAGACCUACAUGCAGCUCCAGGACCAGUUUGGCUGGGACGCCUUCAAGAAGGUGUUUGCUGCCUACCACACCAUGCAGAACGUGCCCAAUGACAACAAGGGAAAGAUGAACCUGUAUGCUGAGACCUUCUCCCUGGCGGUCAAUAGGAACCUGGCUCCCUUCUUCAAGGCCUGGGGCUGGCCCAUUGAGCCCGCUACAGAGGAAAAGCUCUCUAACAUGCCGGUGUGGAGCGACCACCCUAUGGCCCAGUAUGACUGAACAAUAGAGGAGGUCACCCCCUUAUAUUGGGGGGUCACAGGUCAGGGAUUGCUGGUGAAGGGUAGGCACCGUUUGGUGACGGGUUAAGGUAAAGGAGUGGUGACUAGGACUUUGCUGGCCUGGUGUAGAAAUGCUACUGCAAGAAUCAUGGUUGCGUCUGUUGUGCAAAGAAAUAAAUAAUUCUAUCGUUUUUUUGAAGUCGUCACAAAGGGCUUAUUCUGAAGUCUCAGGUGUUUUUGAUACUGUAGACAAAGCUAAAGAAAUCUACCUCCUGUUAUAUACUUUAUAUUAUUCAUGCUUAUUCCUAGAAGGCACAGAUAACGAAUAAUAAAAUAUGUAUCUCU